UCAUGCUACUUGCAAGCAGCGCAUUUGGAGGAGCCCCAGCAAUUUUCACGGAGGAUGAACGAACCGUAUAGCCCUGAGGCUCCCCGUCCCAUCAGCAGCACAUCUCCUGGCACCAUGAAAAUGUUCAUGGGCUUCCUCACUGUAUUUAUGGUAGUGCAGAUCAUUGGGACUGUGCUCUUCUGUUUGUAUCUUCACAUGAGGAUAGAUAAGAUGGAAGAGGUGUUGAGCUUAAAUGAAGAUUAUAUCUUCCUGAAGAAAGUACAGAAAUGUCAGACAGCAGAAGGUCAGAAGUCAACAUUAUUGGACUGUGAAAAGGUUAUAAAGGGCUUCCAGAACAUCCAGUGCAAGGACAGACCCCCCAAGGAGCAGCCUAAAUUUGAAAUGCAGAGAGGUCCUGAGCACCAUGAGCAUCCUCAUUUGAUGCGCAAGAAUGAGACAUCUGUGGCAGCAGAGAAGAGGGAGCCAAUUGCAGUUCACCUGGCAGGUCAGCAGAGCAACAAGGCAGGCUCAGUGCUGGAGUGGAGGGAGACCAUGUAUGGCCCCACAAACAGCUUGAUAUCCAACAAGGAAGGGAAACUGAAGGUGGAGGAAGCAGGGCUCUACUACAUCUACUCCCAAGUCAGCUUCUGCACCACGGAAGUGUCUUUGGCACCCUUCACCCUCUAUAUUUAUUUACAUAUCCCCAAGGAAGUGGACCGGCUCUUGCUGAAAGGACAAAAGACACAGAGCUCUUUGAAGACACAUGAAAAAGGACACUUGAAGACCCUCUGUGAACUCCAGUCCAUCCGUGUGGGAGGUGUCUUCAACCUCCGGGAAGAUGACAUGGUCUUUGUCAAUGUGACAGACUCCACAAAAGUGCAGUACAGCCAUGGCAACACCUACUUUGGCAUCUUCAAGCUGUAGUGAGGAAAGGGCUGUCCUGAGCUGGGAAUCCAGCCCAACUUUCUUGGACAAAGUGCCUUUCCCUUUUUCCCUUAUUUAUGUUCCUCUGCCGCUCUGUUUUUCUUGUUUCUUAAUUUGUAUAUUUUGUUAUUUAUUAAUGAGGGUCAAGGGGCCCUGAGAACACAAAUGGAACAAAGUUUGGAGUUGUUAUUAUUUGCUUUCAGUUUUUAUUCUUUCAUAGCCAGUGAUUCGGUACAUGCUGGUGUUGUGUGUCUGGGUCCACCACACACCACUUUCCUGGCAGGAUUGAUGUCCCUGUUAUGUCAUAAGAGCUUUGUUUAUCAAACUCUGCCAUCAAUGUUUCUUUUCUAGAAACAUAGGAUGGCUCAGGGCACUUCAGCCAAGCUGGGUUUAUGCAUAUCUCAAGAACCAAUCUGCUUGCAAACAUCAAUGGAAAAUCAUAAAAAGGCUUAAGAACAUAUUCUCUAAAGGAAUCAGGAAGCCCUGCACUGCCUUUACAUGGUAGCUUCUGGUGAGGCAAUGUUGCCUCCCCAACUGUCAGCUGUAUCUGGAGAACCUCCUUCUUUCCAUCCAUGCCUGUCUGUGAAACUCAACCAGCUUCCUCAGGGUGGCACUGCCUUGGCUGGGUUCAUAUUUGGUGACAAUCGCUCCACACCAGAGGGGUAAUUGGUGGCUGAGGGAGGACUGCAGAUUUCAAGGCAGAGAGAAAGUAGGGCACUAGUGGUGGUCUGCUCUUGGUGACCUGAAUGAAUUCACCAGACUGUCCUCCCACCUCUGCAGGCAGAGGAACUUUUGCCGGUGGACAGUUUCACUACCCUGUGGAAGGGGCACUGGGCACCACAAUCAAAAUUGGAGCUGCAUCUUCUCCUGAGACCCCUCCUACCCAAGGAGGACAACCAGGAAGCCAUGGGGGUGGCAAGACCACCUACUUCUUCCCUCCAAGGCACAUGUGCAGAGCAUCUUCUGGCUAUCCUUAGUGAGGACGUGUCCACAGGGACAUUUUUCCUGGAGCUUCAGGAGAGCAGGACUAUGAAGAUGUCCUCUUGGGCAGGGCGUACCUGGAUGACGCUGCACACUAAGGUCUUCCCAAUCGUAUUCUCCAGCUUAGUCUGCAGGGAAGGUGAUCAGGGCACAAGGACAUUUAUUGCAUUUUAAAAACAUUUGAAGAUGACACAUGUGACAAGCCUGGGGUUUUUGGUUAUACAGGUCACACAGAGUGUUGAAGUUUGGAAAUAAUCUUGGAUGCCAAUGAGUUUGCAAAUGGAAGAGCUUCUAGAUUUAGACAGUCUUUAGGCUUUGUUGUGCUGGAGGCUCAGGUCUAGUCCUAACACAGUGUCCAAAUGCCACCACUGGUGGGACGGAAAGGACAUUCUUUGCACAGCUCAUUGCAGAGCUGGGUGCCUCGUGCAGCCCCCUUCAAAAUCAAUAGAGCUCAGGGACUGUUUGGUUUCACUAUAAUUUAGUAAGUAUUUUUUGAAUGUUCUCCAAAACUACCUAACUCUUUUAGGGGUGGACCACUCUUGUCUGACAUCUUGUAUGAAAACUAUUUAUUUAACUAAACCCAUCUUAUAUUUGUAACCAGAGAGGACUGUGCAUUAUGCUGUGUUUUGCAGCAUGAUUCAGUGUUCAUGAUUCCCCCUUCCAUUGUGGUUUCUUCCAUUGAUCACCCCACAAUUAAUACAAUUUAUGGAUUCAGA
This is a messenger RNA of Passer domesticus (house sparrow), 2600 nucleotides long. It is a transcript of the gene CD40LG, whose product is annotated as CD40 ligand. Gene Ontology annotation, cellular component: membrane. The coding region runs from base 55 to 903 and encodes 282 amino acids. The record is from RefSeq and is a predicted model, not a curated record. Lineage: Eukaryota; Metazoa; Chordata; Aves; Passeriformes; Passeridae. Gene Ontology annotation, molecular function: CD40 receptor binding; tumor necrosis factor receptor binding. The transcript is spliced from 6 exons. Gene Ontology annotation, biological process: immune response.